This is a messenger RNA of Oncorhynchus gorbuscha (pink salmon), 3341 nucleotides long. RefSeq names its product cdkn1a interacting zinc finger protein 1b (gene ciz1b). Gene Ontology annotation, cellular component: nucleus. The transcript has 15 exons. Gene Ontology annotation, molecular function: zinc ion binding; nucleic acid binding. Bases 717 to 2330 code for a protein of 537 amino acids. Lineage: Eukaryota; Metazoa; Chordata; Actinopteri; Salmoniformes; Salmonidae. The record is from RefSeq and is a predicted model, not a curated record.
GCUUUCACCGCAGAUGCGGAAGUGCGACACUGGAUGAGGUGGUAAUUGAGACGCAUUCAAUGCAAAACACAAACUGACGAAUUUUGAUGGGAAUUUUUGUUAUUUAAUUUAGAUUUGAUGCACCAGUGUAUCAAUCGACUCUAGGGGAUUCUUACAUGCGCGACUUUUAAUUUGAACAUUUCCGACAUUCCCCUGACACGGAAGUACUUUUUUUAGUGUUGCUGACGAGUCGCUGAUAUAGUAUAGUAUUUAUGAACUGGAGCUAGUGUGCAUAGCCAGCAAAGAAGUUUUGAAAGUGAUAACAGUAGCUACUGUUUUUGAAACCAUCUAAAUAUAUGUGCCACGGAAGUAGGUAUUGUAAAUGCACAACUACAGCGCAUUUCUUGAUAAUUUCAUACUUUCAGCUAGCUAACGUAGCUAUGCGUCAUAGUACAGGUAAACUGGCUAGCUAACUAAUCUGUCUAGCUUGGUAAAGUUAGUCCAGAUAACGUUAGCUAUCUAGGUUGGUAUGUCAGCUGUACUGUUAAUUAGACAAGCACAUAUGUAGCCAACCAUAUUUGAUGUUAACUGGCUACUUCGUAAAGGUUAGUAGCUAGUUAUGUAACGUUAUUUAGCUAGCAAUAUGUUCGGUCAUCAACAACGCCUCCAACAGCAACGUAAUUUGGCAGCUUCCACAACAUCUCCAACAACGCCAGCAGCUACAAACAACCCAACUCAUGCCAUCCCAACUUCCACACCAGCACCAAAUGAACCGACCACCUCCACCUAGCAUGAUCUACCUCUGCCCAGUUCCCCGGGCCUCUCUCCUUGCCACCAACCCCAUGCUGCAAGGGGCACUGCUCAUGCAACAACCGAUGCGAGGUAACAUGCGAGGCUUGACCAUGGGUAGUGGGCUACCCUUUACUUCAUUUUUGUCUGAGGGGACAAGGCAAUCUCUCCUUGGACCGGCUCCUAUUCCCCAAGUGGGAUUGUUCGCAUCAGGACCCAAUCAUUCCCUUACACACUUUUUAAACAAGGACAUUCGUGUUAGGAAGAGGAAGAAGGAACAGACAGGAAGUGCUGGGGGCCAGCUGAGCUCCAGCAGUGCAGAGGGGCUAGGGGAGAGGGAUGAUAGGACUCCCAAUACAGAGAUGCAGGAAGCGGAAUCAGCUGGACAAUUCUUUGCAAAGCAACAGGAGCCUGAGAUGAAGAAGCAGAAGAUGAAUUUGUCAGAAGAGCCUGUGAAUAUAAACAUUGGACAAGAGGCAGUCCAGAAGUCUGAUAAUGAAAUGUCAACAGAUGUACCUCAGCCUGUAGAUAUCUCUGCUCUCGAGUACAGAGGAGGAAGCACUUCCAUUCAAGUGGCGGAGGAAUGUUGCAAAGAAAGUAUAACAGCUGAACAUGUUCUGGGGGUAGGCACAUCCCUGAAAGUCACCAUCCAGCAGAGCAGCGAGAGCCGGGCGUUCAGCACAGGCCUAAAGGAGUUGGCUGCAGCAACAGCCACGGGGACCCCCUGUGGUGUAGGGGGACAAGGUGAGGACAGAGGAGCUGCGACUGACAGCCACUACUGCUACAUCUGCAGCAACCCCUACCACAACCAGCAGAAUUUCCAGAACCAUAUGAACGGAUUGGAACAUCAACAGCGUAUGAUGGAGAUUCAGCAAGUGAGCAAUGCCUGUCUGGUCAAUCUAUUACCACGGGUCGGCGACUCUCUACAGGGUACACACAAAGCCGGGGGCAAAAAGCCAGCAAGGGUGCAGCGCUGGUGUGCAACCUGCCAAACACACUUUACCGGCGACCUCCUCGAGCACCGGAGGACCAAGGAGCACAAGCUAUCAAAGCAGUCCUCACGUCCCUUCUGCACCGUCUGCAAUCGCCAGUUCAGGACGCCACGGAAGUUUGUGGAGCACAUGAAGUCCCGAGAACACAAGCGGAAGGUGGAGCUCCAGGAGGAAGGAGAGCCAGAGGUCAUUGAAGAACUCAUCACUGUGGAUGCAGUGGGAUGUUUCGAGGAAGAAGAUGACUUUGAGGAGGAGACCCACGAGGAUGAGGAUAGCAGGGGAUCGCAGCCCGGUCAAAGAGCAGUCCCGCAAGAGCAUGUGGGGGACUAUGAAGCGUUUGAUUCUGAAACACAAUACGGUUCAAGCUUUGUUGUCCCAGUGGCUGGUUUUCUCUGCAGACUGUGCCAUAAGUUCUUCUAUUUCAAGUCCACGGCCAGGCACUUUCACUGCAAGUCCCUCAUACACUUCCAGAACUUACAGAAGUACAAAGCCUUGAAGAAUCAAGAGCUCCUCUGCGGAGGACACCGAGAAGACGAGGACAUGCAGCCGAACAGUGGGGGACUCCCCUGACUUGAGAGAAUACAAAGUGGUUAUCCAAGUGAAAAAUGACUGUACAAAUGACUGCAACAUGGCUAGGGACAACACACAUCCCUGUAGUACCUCCUUUACCACAAUCAAGAUGCAUCCUGUUGUCUCUACUCAGGACAAGGCAGAGCAGGACAAUAUCUCCACUGCCACUCAGCAGGUCUCAGAACAGCUGAACUCAGACUCCGUAUUGUCAAAUACCGCAGUCGCUGUCCAUAGGCCGUGCUGCUGUGCCACCCAGCCUCCUUCUGGCUCAAGCUGUGGAUUGAAGAACAUGGUGAAGCCGUCUCCAUGCCAAAGCUGCCAAAGGUCCCAACCGAGCCUCCAGGAGUAUGGGCAUGAUGUGACUGGAGAAAAAUGCUCCUGCAGAGGUGGAUGUGCUCUUGCUUUGCAUGCAGUGCAACAGGAAACAAACAUGAGCAUACCUCAAACUGCAAGCAAGCCACUACGAGGCAGCCUCUUGGAAAGAGAGCAUUUGGAGCAGGGGAGCUCCACGCUGUUGAUGCCACAUAUACUCGAACUGGACGAGGACAGAGAACUAGUCAACAGCGAGAAAGUGGAACGAAAGGAGUCAGCUGGGAUGAAGCCAGGAAAGUAAAGGACCACAUCGAAAAGAAUGGCCUCCAAAAUUAAAUCCACAAGGACAACCCACACAACCUGAGAGCAGGGUCGUGUUCUACUGAACACGACCCAACAGAACACAGGAAAUUAACACAAACUAAGUCUGACAAGUCAUUAAUGGUGAUUGAUGGGAUGUCUACACAUUUGGUGUGUGUGUGUGCGAGUUUGAAGUCGCCCAAGAUAAGAUUUCACAGACAAAUCCUGUUUGGUUACAGUAAAGUAGGCCUAGUUUAGUUUAAAUGGAAUUAACAGUUUGGGUUACUAUUUUAUUAAGUGAUAGCAUUCACAGUAUUGCAAGAGAUCUCCUAUCACAGUGAGUGAGGCCAUACUAUGUUAUUUUCUUUAAAGAAAGUGCCCUUGGAUCAAUGAGCUCAA